Messenger RNA from Chilo suppressalis (striped riceborer), 668 nucleotides. The record is from the annotation of a GenBank genome assembly. Lineage: Eukaryota; Metazoa; Arthropoda; Insecta; Lepidoptera; Crambidae.
CGCUGUGUCGAGUAACGCAAGAAGCCGUUCUAGAAUAUUUUUAAAAUGUUAAUUGUGAUGAAAUCGCGAUGCGGACUGUGUUAGUUUUCGUUUUGUAUUUUGUUUGUGCGUGUUAUAGCUACGACAUGUUUGUGGGUGACACGGUACACAAAAAAAUGGUGUUCCACCAGCGUGUUAAAGACUUUGCCAUACCUUUCAAGAAACGGAUAAAAACCUUGACGUAUACGGACCCAGAGAAAAGAAUUAUUAAGGGUGUAGCGGCGAUAGACAACGACUUCUCCCACGCAAGCGCAAACAUCACGGACGGUGGAGUCGGACACUCUCACGUCACAGUCCGGAUGAAGAGCCAGCGGCAUCACCCCUUGAACUUCGAAGUCGAAAUAUAUGUAUGACACGCAUAUUAACACCUUAAGUCUCUCCGUCUCGUGUCUAUCAUGAACCCAUGAAGCUUCGGAUAUGGUCGCAAUAAACGCAGGUGUCAUUUAGGGCUGUCGUGACGAACUAUCGAGCGACGUGACGUUAAAUGCAAGACGAUAGCUGACUGGCAGUUUUUCGACACACAACAAAGAGAUUUUGGAGGACGAUAAAUGUCUGUGUGCAGGUGAAAAUUUGGACGCUAAUUUUAGCGCAAUAAGUAGUCAAAGCUGCGUCGCGCAAGUCUGGGAGAG